Messenger RNA from Aspergillus caelatus, 963 nucleotides. RefSeq lists its product as uncharacterized. The coding region runs from base 622 to 876 and encodes 84 amino acids. The record is from RefSeq and is a predicted model, not a curated record. The transcript has 2 exons. Lineage: Eukaryota; Fungi; Ascomycota; Eurotiomycetes; Eurotiales; Aspergillaceae.
GUGAAUGUUUUCGCGAGGCCUCUGGCAAGUAUUUAUCCUUCCAAGAUCCAGGGACACUGAUCUCAUACCAUGACGAGAUUUUGAUCCACGUCAUCCGCGAAAUCUACUACUACGUAGCAUCAUUGGCAGAUCUUCGGUCGACUUGGGUCAGCAACAGACGUGUGGGGCGUAUAAUCAUGGCAUUGACCAACCGGAUCCAGUAAGCUAGACAUGCUUGCCAAGAAAACGCUCACCAGCCAUUCAUUCGAAAGCAAUGCGCUCGUCGGCCCGAAAUGCUGGGUUAACUGGGCCUUUCAAUAGCUCGUUGUCUUGGCGAUCGCCGAGGGAUCCCCUGUUUCAAUUUUCCCCGUGACGAAUCACAGAUUUAAAGGACCAAAAAGCAAACCUAGUGAGUAUCAAACAGCUUACGUAGACUUGGAGGCACAGUCGUCGAUCUUGAAGCAAGUAACCGAGGGUAACCCUUCACAAUUUCAGAGCAAUCAGAUUCAGGGUACAAUCGACGGAGUUAAUUUUGCCCCCUCAAGCGGAACUAACGCAGACGCUAAGGUAGUGUGGCCGAUGAUGUGCACUGUGCGUCAAAUCAACUCGACAGAUGAUAAAUAACGACUCGUCGCGUCGAAAAUGGGUCGGAGAUUUGAAACCAUGGAAUGCGGUUUGACCCGAAAUUUCGGCAGCAAGUUGAGUCCAAUCGACCUUUGGGACACUGGAAUGCGGAAUUCGAGAACGUCUGUCCGCUUUCCACUUGCAAUUGGGGUUGUUUUAGUGUUAUUUCACAAAGAACCACUUUCCCGGUCUGGUUCAUGGAUCAUUUGCCAUUCAACGAAUGUCAUUGCGCGUUGCCCGUUUAGGAUUUCUUGCAGCUCGCAGGUUUCCUAAUUGGGAAAUACGUAGUUGCUCGAGCUUCGUAGUACUACUUUUAUUAGUCCUUCUAAGCUCUUGUGGUUUGUUGAGAGGCAAGGAUAA